Chelonoidis abingdonii (Abingdon island giant tortoise) is the source of this 4263-nucleotide messenger RNA. It is a transcript of the gene TAPT1, whose product is annotated as transmembrane anterior posterior transformation 1. Gene Ontology annotation, biological process: positive regulation of cilium assembly. The record is from RefSeq and is a predicted model, not a curated record. Lineage: Eukaryota; Metazoa; Chordata; Testudines; Testudinidae. Gene Ontology annotation, cellular component: ciliary basal body; endoplasmic reticulum membrane.
UGUUGCGCUGCUGGAGGCGGACAUGGCGGGCGUCGCUGAUGCCGCCGCUCCCGGCAGCAGCGGGGACGGGAGGCGAGGCGGCGCCCCGGAGCAGCUGCAGCAGGACGCGGGAAGGGGGGAGCAGAAAAGCAGCUGUUCGAGCGGUGAGUCCUGGCCGCCUGCAGGCGGCUCCGGGCAGCCACCUCAGCGAACCGAAACCCUGGGCUUCUACGAGAGCGACCGGGAGCGGAAAAAAAAGAGAAACGUCUCAGAUCUUUCACUACUGAAGUUCAUCAGUGCUGAACUAACAAGAGGUUACUUCCUUGAACAUAAUGAAGCAAAAUACACAGAACGGCGAGAGAGAGUAUACACAUGUAUGCGAAUACCAAGAGAAUUGGAAAAGUUGAUGUUUUUUGGAAUCUUUUUGUGCCUGGAUGCUUUUCUCUAUGUGUUCACUCUGCUUCCUUUGCGAAUUUUUCUGGCAUUGUUCCGGUUCAUCACUCUGCCUUGCUAUGGCUUACGUGAUAGACGUUUGCUACAACCUGCUCAGGUAUGCGACAUUUUCAAAGGAGUUAUAUUGGUCAUCUGCUACUUCAUGAUGCACUAUGUUGACUACUCUAUGAUGUACCAUCUGAUAAGAGGACAGUCUGUCAUAAAACUCUACAUCAUCUACAACAUGCUGGAGGUGGCCGAUCGCCUGUUUUCCUCUUUUGGGCAAGAUAUUUUGGAUGCCCUUUAUUGGACAGCUACUGAACCUAAGGAGAGAAAAAGAGCUCAUAUAGGUGUGAUUCCUCACUUUUUCAUGGCAGUGCUGUAUGUCUUCUUGCAUGCUAUUCUUAUAAUGGUCCAAGCAACAACACUUAAUGUAGCCUUCAACUCCCACAACAAGUCACUGCUUACCAUCAUGAUGUCUAAUAAUUUCGUUGAAAUAAAAGGAAGUGUUUUCAAGAAGUUUGAGAAGAACAAUCUUUUUCAAAUGUCAAACAGUGAUAUAAAGGAGAGAUUCACCAACUAUGUGCUAUUAUUGAUAGUAUGUCUAAGAAAUAUGGAACAGUUCUCAUGGAAUCCAGAUCACCUUUGGGUGUUGUUUCCAGAUGUUUGCAUGGUCAUUGCAUCGAAAUUGCAGUGAUAUUUGUGAAACCAUGCAUUUAAACAACAAUUCAAUGACAUUACAGCAGAUGUCUACAGUGAGUACAGAGCCAGCCUGGCAUUUGACCUUGUUAGCAGUCGACAGAAAAAUGCAUACACAGAUUACAGCGAUUCUGUUUCCAGGAGAAUGGGUUUUAUUCCUCUCCCAUUGGCUGUUUUACUCAUCAGAGUCGUAACAAGCUCAAUAAAAGUACAAGGAGUCUUGGCUUAUGCCUGUGUUGUGCUCUUCUAUUGUGGGUUAAUUUCACUAAAAGUACUUAACAGCAUUGUGUUGUUGGGCAAGUCAUGCCAAUAUGUAAAGGAGGCAAAAAUGGAAGAGAAGUUGUUCAAUCCUCCCCCUACUAGCACCCCAGGCAAACCACUCAGCAAACCUCAAAGCAAAUUUAAAUCUCCUCAAGGAAUUCCCACAGAUGAAAGUUUCUCUGCAUCAGUUACCAAUCAGCCUGUGCAUCAGAAGGAAAAUCCUACAUCUUUACUUGUGACAAGCAACUCUGAUCAAUUCCUGACGACUCCUGAUGGAGAAGAUAAAGAUAUAAGCCAAGACAAUUCAGAAUUAAAACACAGAUCUUCAAAGAAAGAUUUGUUGGAGAUAGACAGGUUUACUAUUUGUGGAAACAGAAUUGACUAAGUUUUCUGAAUAGAUGUGCUUAGGAUACUGAGCUAUUGGGACAGCAAAUGCUACCAGAAUGGACAGUUGCCAAAAAAAGGCACUUAAAUAUUUAUUUAAAAACUUAAAUUAUUAAUGGCAAACAAAUAUUAAUUUUUACAAGUAACUAGGCUUGGUAGCUGGUCAGAUCAAGUAACAGAAAUCUUUAACUGGGCUCUUUGGAAAAUAUAAUGGAUUGUGAGAGUCUCUUGUCUAUUUGGCAGAGCUACAGUAUCGCUGCCUUGGAAAUAGACUGAAAAAAUCAAAAUGCUGUUCUGCUUUUUGAAACCAUGCUUCCAGAACAUACCAUUUUUCAUCAGGGUCUCUCCAGUACAUGGAUAUACCUGGGAAUAUGUGACAACUUUAAUAGGAAGCUCAUCUUUCCAGUCUCAUGUUGUUUUCAUAAACAGCUGCAGAUUUCAAAACUUGUACUUAUCAGCGAACACAUAAAAAAGCACUGGUAGAUUAAACAGUAAGUCAAGAUAAUUAUUCUUGUCACCAGAAAAAUCUUUGAAGAUGUAUCAGAACUGAUCAGAAUAAAAUAUUACAGUAUCUUAAAUGAAAGACCCACUGCAUAGUAUUUUAUCUAAAAUCUAAACCAGCGAGGGAAAUGGAUCACAAGUACAAAGAAAUACAGUAAAGGUUCCGCAUAACUGGGCAAACUCAGCUUGAUCAUUAUUGUGUUCAAUUACAAUGUGUUCUGCAAGGCAAACUAUAUAUAUUUAUAAAUUCUAUAUGAAAGGCUUUUUUUAAAAAAAGCUGUGGCUUGUUUUUUGCAAUGGGAAGCAUUUAUUACAAAGGGACACUUCUUUAUAUUGAGAAGGGUAGUGUGAACUGCAGCCAGCAACACCAGUGUUGCAUUAAUUCCAGAUAUUUCCAAUGCAAUGGAAGAAAUAAUUACUCACUACAUUUUGGUUUAAACAAGUUGAUAAAAAUGGCAUCUGUAUAUUAACUUAGCUGGAAAAAUUGCCCAUAGAAUAGUUAUACAGAAAAUCAGAAGUGUCCAUUUUAACUGAUGGAUUUUAAGCAAACUUAAGUAGAUAUGAAUAGCUAUAUUAUGAAACGCUUGGUUUUAUGAAGUGUAAUGCAUCUUAAUUUCUGGUGUGUGAGACAAGGUUGGGGGAAUUGAUGAAAGGCAUGUUGAAUCCCUCAAGAACGAACUGCAUUUCAGCUCAAUAACUAGGCUAGAGAACUGAAUCAAAAGACAAUCUUUCAUCCAGUGAUGAAUCCUACAUUUGCAGUUAAAAUGUAACAUUAACCUCUAUUUUCAAAAACCUUUCAAAAGAUUUAGGUUGAUGUCUGCUAAGUUAUUUCCCUUGGAAUUUUAUUUUGUUUUUUUGAUAUGAUACAGGUAUUUCAGUGAUGAGCAAACCACAGGAUUUCUUUUAUUAACUAAUCUGUAAUCUAUUGGAGUUGAAAAGCCAAAGUUUAAUGUUUGAUUUAUGAAUAUGAAAUGUGGAAGAAUACAUGCUAAUUCCUAAAAUCUGCAAAGUUGUAUUAAUAUGACAGAACAGAGAAAUGUACAGAAAUAAUGUUAUGAAACAGGUCAGAAUGUGAAGUUGUCAUGAAAAAUGGUUUUACCAUAGAAGUCAACAUCAUCUGCUCUAAAAGGAGCCUCUUGCUGCCUCUUCUCCUCCUCCACCAACUGCAGCUGCAGUAGUGUCCAGAAUCAAUUGAAAUGGUUGGGGGCGAGGGAGAGAGAAGAGUCUAAAAUGCUUUUAUUUUGAGUGUAUUUUGUGCUCAUUGAGAAAUUUACACAUUCAAAUUCAAUUCAGAUCAUCUGUGAAUUUUUCAAUUAUUUAGCCGUUGCUAAAGGAAGCUUAGAAUGAUUUUCAUCUGUUAAAUGACAUUCUGUACCAAUUUUAUAAGUGCAUCUUGCGUGAAACUCAAUAAAAUUCAAUUUCAUAAUCUUUGUUUUAAAAAAGGAAAAGAAUGGACUGGAUUUCUUUGCAACAGUUGUCAAUUUUGAAUACUGCAGUGUGACUUCUGCAUAUUCUGGUUUCACAAUGAAGAACUUAUUUUUUGCAAGCACAGGAAAAGCAUCCUACAUUAGACCUGGUUUUAAUACUGGUUUUGUUCUUGUGUAUUCAUCACUAUGUCAAACCCACAGUCAGCCUACUGUUAAUCUGAAUUCUAAUUGUUUAGAGACAGAAUCAAAUUGAAAUCCAGUCCAUUUUUUUUUAAAGUAGGGUAUUUUUGUUUCAGUAGCCCUUGUAUCAUCCUGUUAAUUUGUGUGGUUUUACAGCCUGUGUUCCUAUUCUUAGUGUCUUUCUUCCCAUACUGUCAGAGAGACCUACACAAACAAUGGGAACUGACUAUACAAAGUAUUGUCAAAUGCAAAAGUAAAAAAAAAAAAAAAAAAGCCCAACUCUUCAUGAUAGAAAAGUUAGUUGCAGAUUUUUUUUAAAAAAAACUUCCUAUAGAAAUGUGAUUUGUAAAUAUGAGACUAUUUAAAAUGCAACCUAUUAAAUAUAUUGUAUUUCCAUUUA